UGCUGAACCGACGAAUUAUUGUCAGUCAUUGGUGCAGCGUAUGGGCGUUUUGACACGUAUGCUCGUUUGACGGAAUCGUAUUUUUGUUUCUAAAUGAAUUUUCGACGUUAAAAGAGACAAUAAUUGGAUAAUUCACGAUAAAAACUGAUUCACCUGGAGGACGUCCUCUGGCACUGGUCAAGAUGAGCAGCAUAGCAGAGCAGCCAUGCUACACCCUGAUGAACAUUCCAGCGGACUCGGAGCCAAUAAACGAGCUGCAGAUGAAGCAGGACCUGGAGAAGGGUGAUGUCCCGAUAAAAAUUGAGGCCUUGAAGAAGACGAUUCAUAUGAUCCUGAGUGGUGAGCGUCUCCCUGGCCUCCUCAUGACGAUCAUCAGGUUCGUCCUGCCCCUGCAGGACCACACGAUCAAAAAGCUCCUCCUGAUAUUCUGGGAAAUAGUCCCGAAGACCUCACCAGAUGGAAAACUACUCCAGGAGAUGAUCCUCGUGUGCGACGCCUACAGAAAAGACCUUCAGCACCCGAAUGAGUACGUCAGAGGCUCGACUCUUCGAUUUCUCUGCAAAUUGAAGGAGCCAGAGUUGCUGGAGCCUCUGAUGCCAGCAAUAAUCGCCUGUCUGGAACACCGUCACUCAUAUGUACGUCGUAACGCAGUCCUCGCCAUCUUCACGAUCUACAGGAACUUCGAGUUUCUCAUUCCAGACGCUCCAGAGCUGAUUGCCAAGUACCUGGAGGGCGAGCAGGACAUGUCGUGUCGUCGUAAUGCAUUUCUCAUGCUACUCCAUGCAGAUCAGAGUCGAGCACUUGCUUAUCUUGCAGCUUGUCUCGAUCUCGUACCAACAUUCGGUGAUAUCCUGCAACUGGUGAUCGUGGAGCUCAUCUACAAGGUCUGCCUGGCAAAUCCUUCGGAGAGAGCUCGUUUCAUUCGAUGUAUCUACAGCCUUUUAAAUUCCCCCAGUGCAGCUGUUCGUUACGAAUCCGCUGGCACCCUGGUGACACUCUCGAGUGCCCCCACCGCCAUUAAAGCAGCUGCCACUUGCUACAUCGACCUCGUCGUCAAGGAGAGUGAUAACAAUGUCAAACUCAUCGUCCUCGAUCGUUUGAUUGCCAUGAAAGAGAGUCCCCAGCACGAGCGAGUCCUCCAGGAUCUCGUGAUGGACGUUCUGAGGGUUCUCGGUUCACCAGCCCUCGAAGUACGAACGAAAACCCUCGCCCUCGCCAUUGAUCUCGUCACUACGAGAACCAUCGAGGAGAUGGUGCAACUUCUGAAGAAGGAAAUCCUCAGGACUGCAGGGGGAGAGCACGAAGACGCUGGAAAGUACAGACAACUGCUUGUGAGAACACUUCACACUUGUUCGAUAAAAUUCCCAGAUGUUGCAGGGACUGUUAUCCCAGUUCUCGUCGACUUUCUCUCUGAGAAUGAUGAAGCAGCUGCCACUGAUGUUCUGGUAUUCAUCAGGGAGGCGAUCCAACGGUUUGAAAAUCUACGUCCCCAGAUUAUUGAGAAGUUGCUAGAGGUUUUCCAGGAUAUUCGAUCAGUCAAGGUGCACAGGGGGGCAUUGUGGAUUUUAGGUGAAUAUGCCACAUCGAAGGAGGACAUUGAGAGUCUGAUGGGACGUAUUAGGGCUGCCCUCGGGGAUCUACCACUCGUCGAGGCUGAGAACAAGAGACAGGCUGGGGAUAAGCCCAAUGAGGAUGGCAAUACCCAGGUGCAACCAGCUCAGCUCGUCACAUCUGAUGGUACUUAUGCCUCCCAGAGUGCUUUCAGCACUGCAGACAGUGCUAAGAAGGAGGAGAAACGACCUGCCCUUGUGCAGUACAUGAUGGAUGGGGAUUUCUUCAUUGGGGCGUCCUUGGCCACUACUCUUUCCAAAUUAGCGUUGAGGUACAAGACACUCGAGAGCAACGACCAGAAGAAUAACAGGAUGCAGGCUGAGGCGAUGCUCAUAAUGUCCAGUAUUCUGCAGUUGGGACGCUCUGGUCUGGCCUCCAAGGCUAUGACCCACGAUGAUGCUGAGAGGAUCUCCCUUUGUCUCAGAUCACUCGCCUGUCCUACUCCUCUCGUUCAGCAAGUAUUCACUGAGGGCUGCAGGGAUGCCCUUGGCAGAAUGCUCGCUGCCAAGGCUGAGGAGGACUCCCAGAAUCAAAAAGCCAAGGAAAAACCGGGAAAUGUCGUUCAAGUCGAUGACGCCAUUCAAUUUGUCCAGUUGAACAAAAAUGCCGAUCUUGCUGGGGGCACUGGUGAUGUCUUCGAACAGAGUCUCUCUGCUGCUGUGGCUGGAAGACCUGGAAGUGGUGGAGCUGAUGCACCCACCUCCAGUGCCCUCAGCAAAGUCACACAGCUCACUGGUUUCUCUGAUCCUGUUUAUGCUGAAGCUCUUGUUCACGUCAAUCAGUAUGAUAUUGUACUGGAUGUUCUCAUUGUCAAUCAGACUGAGGACACUCUUCAGAAUUGCACUUUGGAGCUCGCCACUAUGGGGGAUCUCAAGCUCGUUGAGAGACCACAGCCUAUUGUACUCGCACCCAGAGAUUUUGCGAGUAUCAAGGCGAAUGUCAAGGUGGCAUCUACUGAGAAUGGAAUUAUCUUUGGAAAUAUUGUUUACGACGUGUCUGGGGCUGGAUCGGACAGAUCGGUAGUGGUCCUGAACGACAUCCACAUCGAUAUAAUGGAUUACAUCGUGCCGGCAACCUGCACAGACGCCGAAUUUCGGCAGAUGUGGGCUGAAUUCGAGUGGGAGAAUAAAAUAUCAGUGAACACAACUCUUGCAGACCUCAGAGAAUACCUAGCACACCUGCUCAAGUCCACGAACAUGCGUUGUGUCACCCCAGAAAAAGCAUUAUCUGGACAGUGUGGCUUCAUGGCAGCGAAUAUGUACGCGAAAUCAAUAUUUGGGGAAGACGCCCUUGCCAAUUUGUCUAUUGAGAAACCCCUGAAUAAACCCGACGCCCCGGUAGUGGGCCAUAUUAGAAUACGUGCGAAGAGUCAGGGAAUGGCCCUCUCCCUCGGUGAUAAAAUAAGCUCUGCCCAGAAGGUCGUUCAGACGAAAGUCGUCCAGGCCGCGUAAAAAUAUUCUCAUAAUAUCCUCAUAACUAUGAUCUAUGAUUUUCUCAUCCACAGGUAUUCGAGAAUUCCAACACGAUUCAGUUAAGAUGUGUCACAUUUUAUUCUACCUUAAGCAAAAAGAAAAAAAAGAAAACAGUAAACUAAGGGAUGUUACAUGUAAUUAUCAGAAAAAUGAAUAAAUUUUAAUAUGUAUAAUAA
This is a messenger RNA of Fopius arisanus, 3259 nucleotides long. It is a transcript of the gene betaCOP, whose product is annotated as coatomer subunit beta. The coding region runs from base 183 to 3062 and encodes 959 amino acids. Gene Ontology annotation, molecular function: structural molecule activity. The transcript is spliced from 4 exons. Gene Ontology annotation, cellular component: COPI vesicle coat; cytoplasm. NCBI's taxonomy places the organism in Eukaryota, Metazoa, Arthropoda, Insecta, Hymenoptera, Braconidae. The record is from RefSeq and is a predicted model, not a curated record. Gene Ontology annotation, biological process: intracellular protein transport; endoplasmic reticulum to Golgi vesicle-mediated transport; intra-Golgi vesicle-mediated transport.